AAGAAUAUGGGGCCAUGGUAAGAAAACCGUUGUGAACUGCAACUCUCUAUGCUUAGCUAGCCUGCCAUCCAGUCUCUUCGAUUCUCCCAUCUCACCGUUCCCAUUUCUCUUCAAUUAAUGACCAAGCUAGAGAAAGGAGAAGAAAAAGGUGGAAGGGAGGAAAUCAGUGGUGGCAGAAGAAGGAAGCAGUAGCCUUCUGCUCUCUUUCCCAGUACGAAGUCGAUCUUCCAAAUUCCCAGGAUCACAAAUUCAACUUCUUCUCGAACUAAGAGAAGAUUUCCCUGCUUUAUCUGAUGAUGUCGCCCCAAAGCUGACAACUUUUCUCCUCCAGCAAUUUGUAAAUUGAAUUUAUCGCGGCCCCCGAAAAUGGCGAAGAGGAUGAUGCGCAGGGUAGCAGGGAUGAACAUUGAACAAGUUGCGGAGGUCUUCAAUGCUCUUUAUGAAGAGAAGAAGCCCUUUUCCCCGUUUUUGAUCCCUUUGCUGUUGUUUCUUUGGUGCAUUGAGAGGUGGGUUUUCGCUCUGUCCAAUUGGGUUCCUCUUGGUGUUGCGGUUUGGGCUCUUCUGCAGUAUUCGAAUCAUCAGAAAAGAAUGCUUGUGGAAGAUCUGAACAGAAAGUGGAAGCGAGUUAUAUUAAGAACAUCGGCAACAACUGCUGUAGAACACUGUGAGUGGCUGAACAAGAUGUUGCUGGAAAUUUGGCUGAAUUAUUUCAACCCAAGGCUUUCGACAAGGUUCUCGAACAUAGUGGAGAGACUCUUAAAAGAUCGCAAACCCAAGCUCAUAGAAUGGGUUGAACUGCAGGAGUUUUCGCUAGGCUCAUCCCCACCUAGAUUGGGCCUUAAUGGUACUCGCUGGGCAACUUCAGGUGAUCAGCUAGUCAUGCACAUGGGUUUUGAUUGGGACACUCGUGACAUGACCAUCAUGCUGUUGGCUAAACUCGCAAAGCCUUUGGGAACUGCUCGUAUUGUUAUUAACAGCCUGCAGAUCAAGGGCGAUCUUCUCUUGAUGCCAAUUUUGGAAGGCAGAGCAUUUCUUUACUCUUUUGUGUCAACUCCCGAUGUAAGAAUAGGAGUUGCUUUCGGAAGUGGGGGAAGCCAAAAUCUACCUGCCACUGAGCUUCCCGGGGUUUCCUCUUGGCUGGUCAAACUUUGCUCUGACACCUUAGAUAAAACAAUGGUUGAGCCUCGACGUCGAUGUUUCUCCUUACCGGCUGUGGACUUGAGAAAGAAGGUUGUUGGUGGGAUUGUACAUGUAACGGUUGUUUCAGCUAGUAAAAUUUCUAGGGCUAGUUUCAAGGGAAGUCCAACAAGAAAGCUGGAACAGAGUUCAGAAGAGGGUGUUAAUGAUAAAGAUUACCAGACAUUUGUGGAAGUCGAGCUUGGUCAAUUAACACGGAAGACAAAUGUACGGCCAGGCUCAAGUCCUAAAUGGAAUUCGACUUUCAACAUGGUGCUACAUGAAGAAACUGGAAUGUUGCGGUUCAAUCUUUGCAACUGUAACCCUGGCAGUGUGAAGUAUGACUAUCUAGCAAGUUGUGAGAUCAAGAUGAAGUAUGUUGCAGAUGAUUCAACAGUUUUUUGGGCAAUAGGGCCUGACUCUAAUAUAAUUGCGAAGCAUGCUGAGUUCAGCGGAAGAGAAGUCGAAAUGAUUGUUCCAUUCGAAGGGCCAAACUUUGGGGAGUUGGCUGUGACGCUUGUGGUAAAGGAAUGGCAAUUCUCGGACGGUACACACAGCCUGAACAAGUACAAAAGCAGCUCUCAACAAUCUGUGGAUGGAUCAUCGAUUCUUCCAUCAAGAACUGGACGAAAGAUCAAUGUAACGGUUGUGGAAGGACAAGAUUUAACUGUCAAAGAAAGAUCUGGCAAGUGUAACCCAUAUGUCAAGUUGCAGUAUGGAAAGGCAGUCCAGAAGACCAAGACUUCAGACUCUCCCAACCCUACCUGGAACCAAAAGUUUGAAUUUGAAGAGAUUGGAGGAGAUGAAUACCUUAAGAUCAAAAGCUAUACCGAAGAAGUGUUUGGAGAUGAAAGCAUCGGUAGUGCAAGGGUAAAUUUGGAAGCUUUAGUUGAGGGUUCAAUAAGGGAUGCAUGGAUUCCUCUGGAGAAAGUAAACUCAGGAGAACUGCGGCUUCAGAUAGAAGCAGUGAAAGUUGAUGAGGAUGAUGGGUCAAAGGGGAUAACAUUUCUCCGGUAUUUUUCCAGAGCAUGACAUCAAGUUCACCUGUUGGCUGGAUUGAACUUGAAAUCAUUGAAGGGAGGGACCUUAUUGCUGCCGAUCUUAGAGGGACAAGUGAUCCAUACGUUAGGGUGCAAUAUGGAAACUUGAAGAGGCGGACAAAGGUGAGCUGACAUAAUAUGUUAAGGAUCUUUGAAUUCCAUUUCUGGGCUGUGAAGUUUACCUAGAUGGGUGCUCACCAACUUCAUUUGCAUCUUCACCUGAUAUAAUUUCCCCCCAUCUAAAGGUAGUCUUCAAAACUCUCACUCCACAAUGGAACCAGACGUUAGAGUUUCCUGAUGAUGGCAGUCCCUUGGAGUUGCAUGUCAAAGACCACAAUGCCUUGCUACCUGGAUCCAGUAUAGGUGACUGUGUUGUAGAGUAUCAAAGGUUGCCUCCAAACCAAACUUUCGACAAGUGGAUACCUCUGCAAGGCGUGAAAAGAGGCGAGAUACACAUUCGAGUCACCAGGCGAGUCCCUGAACAACCAAAGAGAACUAGUUCGGAUUCCGAAGGCUAUUUGAGCAACUCUCAUCAAAUUACAGGCCAGUUGAAGCAGAUGAUGGGCAAGCUCAAAUCUUCUGUCGAAGGUGGGAAUCUUGAUGCAGUUUCAUUAGCUUUGAGUGAGAUGGAAAGUGUAGCAGAGGCUCAAGAAGAGUACAUGGUGCAGCUCGAGACCGAGCAAAUACUUCUGCUUAACAAGAUAAAAGAGCUUGGUGAAGAAAUCAUCAACGCUCCACCAGUCUUGGAAAGAAGAUCCUCUUCUGCAAUAUAACAUCCUCUACUUUUCCUCCAUUAUACAGGCCGUCAUUAGAUAUUGAAAGAGCAAAUUUGUAUCAAACCAGUAGCAGUACAGUGAUUGAAUAUAUUAACUCCAAAAAGCGGGAAUGAUAUCAUAUCAGAUGUCACCAUUAAUUUCUGUUUCUUUUCUUGUUUGACGUGUCUAUCAAGUAACCUUGGGUUGAAGACUUGAAGUCGAA
Messenger RNA from Linum tenue, 3194 nucleotides. Lineage: Eukaryota; Viridiplantae; Streptophyta; Magnoliopsida; Malpighiales; Linaceae. The record is from the annotation of a GenBank genome assembly.